This is a messenger RNA of Leucoraja erinaceus (little skate), 2469 nucleotides long. Its product is annotated as tubulin beta chain. The record is from RefSeq and is a predicted model, not a curated record. Lineage: Eukaryota; Metazoa; Chordata; Chondrichthyes; Rajiformes; Rajidae. Gene Ontology annotation, cellular component: cytoplasm; microtubule. The coding region runs from base 66 to 1397 and encodes 443 amino acids. The transcript has 5 exons. Gene Ontology annotation, biological process: microtubule cytoskeleton organization; mitotic cell cycle. Gene Ontology annotation, molecular function: GTPase activity; structural constituent of cytoskeleton; GTP binding.
CAUGGGGAGUUGAGCAUCAGUUCUUUUGUCGAGGAGGAGCAGCAACUGGAAGCGGAGUCGGCAGUAUGAGGGAAAUCGUGCACAUUCAAGCCGGCCAGUGCGGUAACCAGAUCGGGGCCAAGUUUUGGGAAGUUAUCAGUGAUGAACAUGGCAUUGAUCCCACCGGUACCUACCAUGGAGAUUCUGACCUGCAGCUGGAGAGGAUCAACGUCUAUUACAAUGAAGCAUCAGGUGGGAAAUAUGUGCCCCGUGCUAUCCUCGUGGACCUGGAGCCUGGUACAAUGGACUCUGUUCGUUCUGGACCUUUUGGUCAGAUCUUCAGGCCUGAUAACUUUGUGUUUGGUCAAAGUGGUGCUGGCAACAACUGGGCCAAAGGUCAUUACACUGAAGGGGCUGAAUUGGUCGACUCUGUUCUGGAUGUGGUGAGGAAGGAAGCAGAGGGAUGCGAUUGUCUCCAGGGAUUUCAACUCACUCACUCGCUCGGUGGUGGGACUGGCUCUGGCAUGGGCACACUCCUUAUUAGCAAAAUUCGUGAGGAAUACCCAGACAGAAUCAUGAACACCUUUAGUGUUGUGCCUUCACCAAAAGUAUCAGACACAGUUGUAGAGCCUUAUAAUGCAACGCUAUCUGUCCAUCAGCUUGUGGAGAACACUGAUGAGACUUUUUGUAUUGAUAACGAGGCUUUGUAUGACAUUUGUUUUCGAACCCUCAAACUCACCACCCCCACUUAUGGUGACCUGAACCACCUUGUGUCAGCCACAAUGAGUGGUGUAACGACCUGUCUGCGUUUCCCUGGUCAGCUCAAUGCCGACCUCCGUAAACUAGCAGUGAACAUGGUCCCCUUCCCCCGCCUGCACUUCUUCAUCCCUGGCUUUGCUCCUCUAACCAGCCGUGGUAGCCAGCAUUACCGUGCCCUCACAGUACCUGAGCUCACCCAACAGAUGUUCGAUGCCAAGAACAUGAUGGCAGCCUGUGACCCUCGGCACGGUCGUUACUUGACCGUUGCUGCUAUUUUCAGAGGUCGUAUGUCCAUGAAAGAGGUAGAUGAACAGAUGUUGAAUGUACAGAAUAAAAACAGCAGCUAUUUUGUUGAAUGGAUCCCCAAUAAUGUUAAAACUGCUGUCUGUGACAUCCCACCUCGAGGCCUCAAAAUGUCUGCCACCUUUAUUGGCAACAGCACAGCCAUUCAGGAGCUGUUUAAGCGUAUCUCUGAGCAAUUUACAGCUAUGUUCAGGAGGAAAGCUUUCUUGCAUUGGUACACUGGUGAGGGCAUGGAUGAGAUGGAAUUUACUGAGGCUGAGAGCAACAUGAAUGACCUGGUAUCUGAGUACCAGCAAUAUCAGGAUGCCACAGCUGAGGAAGAGGGUGAAUUUGAGGAGGAUGAAGAAGUUGCGUAAGCUGUAUUAUGGUCAGCACUAAGAUUGUCCAUGUCACUGUUCUGUUUGUCUUUUUCUUAUACUUUUACACCAUUCCUCUGUUUGACAUUUCGAUCUUCAAUGCUGUAUACAUUUUCAGUUUUCACCUCUAGAUGAUCGGGCAUUGACUUGUAUGAUGGAAUCAUGAACACAUGUAAUGAUGAAUUCUCCUUUGUAACAGAAAUUAAGUUUUGCUCUUGGAAGGAUUCCUGGAAUGCUUUCCCCGAGUAAGGGCAUUGCUUGCGUGCUUCCAUAUCGGCUCAUCACUGAGCAGAUUACAUUUUAGUAGGAUGGAAGUUUGGUGCAGAAUGGAGUAUUUUUGUUGUAUUUGCUUCUGCCAAUAGAUGAAGGUUGAUUGCCAACCAAGGCACUUGGUUGUGCAUAAUUAUGUAUCCUAAAUAUGGGGACACUGGCUUGUCUUCGGAAGAUUUACUGCCUUUCACUUGAAAAAACAUUUUUACUGUCCAUAAGUAUUCAUUUUUAUUCAAUUUUUUGAAGGUAGUAUUUUCUAAGGCCUAGGUAUUUGAGGCAGAGGUUAAUCAUUGUGGAAGUGAAAAGUUGUAAGAUGUAUGUUGAUAUUUUUGAAUCAAUGCCACUGUUGAUGCAGAUGAUUUUCAUUGAUCUGAACUCUUUGCUGCUGUCUACUUGGUGGAGCUGCUACUUUUUGCCAUUUUCCCAUAAAAGGCAUCCAAUAAAUUCAACACUUAUGCUUUAUCCACUUCUACAUUCUCAGUUAAUAAAUCUGUGCUCCAUGGUGCAAACCCAAUUUCGGAUGUGACUAUAUCCUCUGAUUUAUUUGAAUUCUCAAGCUGGAAGUUGACAAAAAAGUGGCAGCUUUACUAUUCCAAAAGUAGACUUAUUUGUGUGAAGGUUGGUGGUUUUAGAACAGAGCCACCAGUGCUGCAGAUAGAAUGCAAUCGCUUCAUUUUGUUGGCCAUUUUGAUUAAAUGUCGCAAUUCAAAUUUUGGCUGAGCACUAAUGUUCUAAACCCUUGGAGUGGAGAGUGUUCAUGUCCGAAAUCAUGUUUAAUUAUUAAAGUAGCAUACCAUCUCAA